AAUUAUAUACCUACGGACUCGUGAAUAUUUACUGAAUAUGAAAAUGCAAACUUCUCGAGAUUCCACGGCCUCUGAAAGAAGUAUUUAGCAUCCGAACCCCAGGAUUCACGGAUUUGAGAGGGGCACCCCGGAGAUUUAGUUUCGGCUGCGCUAGCCGGUGGCCGUUUCUACCCGUUUCUGAUGACGUCAUAUCGUGUAGGUUAUUUGGCCACUCGGUAUUGCAGCUGGUUCUUCGCAUGGUGGUCGGUACAAAGGUGUACGACAAGCUUCGAGAGGAAUGGCUGAGGACCAGACUGAUGAACGACAUUGGGAUGAUGUCCCCACAUGCCCAAACCAGCAAGGUUGAAUCAUUCCACAACAUCCUCCUUCACUUUUGCCCCAAGUUGCUUGUAUACUCAUAUCAAGGGAUGAAGUGCAGAUUAUAUUUGGCUGUCCUACAUUGGAACGAAAAUUGUGAUAGAGCCCAGGCUGUUGAUGCCGAAGGGAACCCAGUGUACAGGUUGAAGUAUCCACGCUCGAAGGAAGGAGGCCACACAGUGGAGAGAGUGCUGACAGCUGGCACAUGUGGUUAUGUGAAAGCCCUGAUGAGAGUUGUCGUAGAACUGGUGGAAAACAGGGAGCAGCUCAGAGACAACAUGGAGGAGCUACAGCCUCAACCAGCACGGAGUGCCUCUCAUCAUCACCCCGACAAUGGAGAAGCCGUGCAAGCUUUUGAACAACAUCAUCGCUUUGGCGAUAGAAACUAGUUCUUUUGGUGAUAGAAACUAUGAUGAAUGUGUCAGCUACCUGAACAUUAACCACUGAUUGUUUUAUUUCAGUACAAGACAUGUUUUUCAUAGACCCUAAAUUAUGUUUAUGCCAGUAUAAUUAUGGAGAGUAACAUGCAAGUGAGUAGUGGAUUCCGAUUCUAUGUGAGUGUAAAGCACUAGAAACUUGUCUGUAAGCUUGUACAUACUUACACAAGCCAAAGUCCAUGGUACACAUCAAUAGUCAUUGGUUUUAAUAGGUAAAAUACUUAUUAAAUUUGUAAAACUUACAUUUUUAGUUCAAUUAAAAACAAUUUCUGAAGCAUAUUCACUAGAUUUUCAUAAACACUAAGUAAAUCACUGUUGAUCAUGAAUUUGGCACCAAAUAUAAUCUGAUUUUUCUCACAGUCCUUCAUCUUGGCCAAUGCUUUUUGCUUCUUAUUUGCAAAAAA
Molecule: messenger RNA, 1198 nt
Organism: Strongylocentrotus purpuratus (purple sea urchin)
Lineage: Eukaryota; Metazoa; Echinodermata; Echinoidea; Camarodonta; Strongylocentrotidae
Exons: 4
Coding region: 237-746 (169 amino acids)
Source: RefSeq, a predicted model, not a curated record